GGCGCUGACCGACCCGCCCGCCCAGCACGGUCCGCAGCCAAUCGGAAGCCGCCGUGCUGGGCCGGCGGGGGGAACGCCCAAUCAAAGGUGUCCUCUGAAGGGCUGGGUCAUGUGAGCGGGACUUCAAGAUGACAGGAAGAGAGUUUCUUGAACUAGAUUCUCCGCAGCAAAGACUAUAUUUGGAAAGACUUAAGCGGAUGGAAGUCAUACAAAAGAUGUUCAAUGAGCUUCCUAAAGCAGAUCAGAACCUUUGUAAUCAUGGAUCAUACUUCCUUGGAGCAAAUGCAAGCUUAUGUGGCUUAGCAGCAAAUAACUUCUUCAGGAACAUCCUACAUGUCAGAAGGGCUUCCUUAGUGUCUGCUCUGCCAAUGGCUGUUAUUCCGUUUCUUUCAACAGUAGCGGCUUAUGAAGUAUUUGUGCGUAAGCCUUUAUUUUCAGGUGAGCUAAACUGUGAGGUCUGCACUGUGGUCAGAGGAGGAUUAAUAGGGGCUGUCGUGGGUGGCCUCUAUCCUGUUUUCCUGGCUCUCCCCAUGAACGCGAGCCUUGCAGCCAGGUAUUCUUCAUCUCCCUUGCCAGGGAAAGAAAAUCUACUACGCUUCUGGCUCACAACUUCUCAGCCUGUCUUUAGAAAGAUGAGUUGGGGUGUACUUAUACAGGUUCUGACUGGAUUAUAUCUUGCCACUAAACAUCACGGAAUAUAUAUCAAAGUACUGCAGCAGAUGAACGCUAGCAGGGAUCCUGAAGAGUUACAAGCAUGAAGUUAAAGCAACUUUUCAGUUGCCUUGGAUAAGUAACCAUAAUAAACAAAGAAAGAAAUUGUUGCUUGCUGUCUUUUUUAAAUAGAAAAACAAAGUUAAGACUCUGCACUGGCAUUCUUUUCAGUUCUGAACUUAAAUGCAAGUUAAAUUUUUUAUUAUGUCCAGCUGAGUGUGUACACCUGAAUACAAGCUUUAUAAGGACAGGUGUCUGUCUUUGGAAUUGGGCGGGGGGGAAGCAUUUAUAUUGCCUGCUCUAAGGUGAUGCUACAUCUUUCAGAAGCUGUAUAAAUUAGUAUGAUUGAAAAAGCAUUUUUUCUUCACAAUGCAAACCACAAUGAUUAAAAAAAAAAAAGGGGGGGGGGGGGGGUCAAGGCUAGGGUUUUUUUAGAGAUUCCCCAAAACCUGAGUAUUUUUCUCCCUGAAAUUUCCUCCAUUCUGCUAGCACUGAAUUUCUGUCACAAGAUGACCCCCUUUCGGCUGUUAUGAGGGUCACUCUGUACCCUGUAGAGAACACUAUUAUCACAGAGCAGUCAGGAGUGAUACUGCUGUCAGACUUCCCAGCAUAUAGAUCAAGUGACCAAAAAAAAAGCCCAGUCAGAACACACUUUGUCCUUGCAACCAGUUUGCCUUGAAAUUAGAUUUUUCCUGAAGCAAGGAACUGUACUGAGAGGCCUCAGGUGGCUGGUGCUGUUACUGUGGUAUUGCAGCUACCUCUGGUUUUUAAGAUCAAUGGUCUGGAGUAAUGCAUUUAUGAGUCAGGCUUGUCUUCACAUUGGCAACUGACUGUAUGUUCUAGAGCAAUAUAAAUUGUUGAUUUUCCUACUGCGUGAGAUAUCUGUAGGGUAUUCCGCACUUUGAGAACUAAAUCGGGAUUUUUUUCUACAGAAGCAAUCAUCUCCAUCUGAUGUAUGGUCUUAACUGUAAAACCUGUAUGUAAAACCUGGUCAACAAUCGUGUACACUUCAAUAAAAUUCUAGUAUCCCCCCGA
This is a messenger RNA of Aquila chrysaetos chrysaetos, 1746 nucleotides long. Its product is annotated as transmembrane protein 126A-like. Gene Ontology annotation, biological process: mitochondrial respiratory chain complex I assembly. Lineage: Eukaryota; Metazoa; Chordata; Aves; Accipitriformes; Accipitridae. The record is from RefSeq and is a predicted model, not a curated record. Gene Ontology annotation, cellular component: mitochondrion. The coding region runs from base 129 to 758 and encodes 209 amino acids. The transcript is spliced from 5 exons.